AUGGCAUGGGCGAAACUGAGAGAAGGUGUGAAGAAACUCUUGUUGGUUUAUCCUUGGAGAGUUUGCAAACAGUGCAAGGAGGUUCACGUUGGACCGACCGGUAAUAAAGCUCGGCUAUGUGAUGUGUUCAAAUAUGAGAGCUGGCGCGACACUCAUUACUGGGAAAAAGCUGGUGUGAACGAUUUUGUACCUAAGAAAAUGGUAUGGCACUGUAGGCCUCAGGACCCUGUGGUUCUUUUGGACCAAGGGCGGAAUCAUUAUGUACAUGCCUCUGCUAUUGUGAGCCUUUGUAGCCAUGUCAGCGCAACUGUUCCUGUUAAAUACUCCUGCAAAAUGAAGUUCCAAGGUUUAUCUUUUCCUAUUCAGUAG
Molecule: messenger RNA, 369 nt
Organism: Camelina sativa (false flax)
Lineage: Eukaryota; Viridiplantae; Streptophyta; Magnoliopsida; Brassicales; Brassicaceae
Source: RefSeq, a predicted model, not a curated record